UUGUACUGCCUUUUUUUUAAUUUAUUUAUUCCUACGUGAGCAGACCCAGCACACUUCUUGCAUAUAAACAGUGAAAAUUCCAAUAUAAAGGACCUAUUAUCCCUUCUUUUGGAGCCACAUUAGUGCUAGUGAGAGGCUUGCCUACUUUUUAAGGCUAAGAAGACACAUUUUCUGCAGGUAAAUCGAAAGCUUUCAGGAAACAUUAUCCUGUUAUUCUGCAUUUGCUGGUUAUUCAGUCUGGACUACUCUGCUGAUGCCAAAGUACUUACAGAACUUCCCCAAAAGAAACAGUCCCUUGGAUAUGACUGGCCUUGUAUUUGCAUGAACUAACAGCUACACAUCAAUCACUUCUCUCACUGAAACCCACUGGAUGGUGUUUUUUCACCUGGUCAGAAGUGGUGACAUUUUGCUUAACUGUUUGGGAAGAUUAGUUUCAUUUGCAACAUUACAAAGAUGGCUGAAGAUGAAAAACUGUCUCUAAAGAAAGCAAUUCAGUUUGGUAAUAAUAGAUAUAUUCUACCAGCAAAACUAUGCGUCAGAAAUGAGAAUGCUUCCAAAAGUUAUAAUGCUUGUUGUUUAGACAACAUGCAAGUAAAACAUAUGUGACUGAUCCAUUUUAAGAGAACCUGAAUCACUAAUGAAGAGCUGACUGUCAAAUUAAGAGCCAUCAGGAAAGCCACAGACUCAGUGUUCCCUUUAAAUUAGUUAACUGUAAGCAUAACAGCCUGUUGCAGUUUUGUAAUACAGGUAUCGUGUUACCUUCAAAACACAAGGAUUCCUGCAUUCCCUAGCUACAAAAAGUCUUUCCUUAAAUGUGAUAUUUUGUUAUCUUCGCAUUUGGUCUAAUCAGCAAUUCAAUUUGAAGGAGCAUCCCUAAAGAGAGUGUGUCUGUUAAAAGUAUACAUAAUAACAAUAAGAAGAAUGAAAAGCUUUGAUUCUUCAGGAGUAAGGUGUUUGUUUGUAUCUUAGGAACAAUCUUAAUAUAGAGUUCAAAUGACAAAUGAAAUGGGUCAUAAAGAAACAUGUUACUUACAGAGUUUAAAUGGUGAUUCAAUGGCCCAGCAAAGCAUGAAAAUGCGCCCAGUGCUAUUGAAAAGGAACAGUUUGGAUUCAGCUGAUUUUAUGAGACAGCCACACCACCGCAGGACCAAAUCUCAGCAAGUUCGAUUCAAGGAUGAUGGUGUGAACGCAAAGACAGAACUGGAUGCUGAUCCUGCCCAAGAUAUAGCAUUCAUAACUGGAAAACCCAAAAUAUUUAGGGAUCACAGUGCUUUGCUACAUCCAUCUCCAUCUUUUCCCAGGGCUCAGAAGGGGCUUCGGAAUAUUGCUGUACAAACAUCUCCUAGCCUCAGGAAACACUUCCCCAUUUUUAAGAAGAAAAAACUGACUGUAAGCAAAUCAUUAACAGAAAUGCCAAGUGAGCCUGCAAAUUCUAUCCAAGUAAAUGGCAGCCUUUCUGAAAAAGACAUUAUGUCUUCAGAUCUCUGUUACUUAAGAAUAACUAAUCAUUUGGAAGAUGGAUUUAGGAAUAGCGAAGUGGAUGGUCAGUUAAGUCAAAGACCAUUAAAAGCACAAAACAAUGGACCUAUCUACUCAGAUGAUUUCUCAGUCUCAGAGAAGACAACUGUUUCUACACAGGUGCCUGAAUACAUACACAUGAGUUUCCCAAAAGACGGCAACGUUUCCACUGAUGCUCCAGACACAACCAUGAAUUUAAAUAAUUCACUGCAUUCUGCUACUGUCAUAAAUAGCAAUGAAAAUAAUGAAAACGGCAUGCUGUCAUCUAAUUCUGAAAAAGCAUACCCUUGCCUAAGCAAUUCUACUAACUGCAGUGAAUGUAAUCCUCAUUCUGACUCUUGUGAAGCAGAUAAAAGUGAUUCUGAGCCGCUUGUAGCCAGCAAAGAUGCUAGCAGUAAGGAAACUACUCCAUUAUCACCUCCAUCAAAUCACAGUUCAUCUCCUUGUUUCCUCAGAGACUAUCAACAGGCAGGAGAGCACAAAACAGAUUCCAGCUGUGUAACAUUAACAAAUGAUGAUCACACAAUAAUGUCAUUGACCAGCAGUAAUGCAUCAAAAUCUACUCUGUCAUGUAAUACUGAAAUCGAGAGAAAUUCUACCCAGUCAGAUGUUUCCCAGUGUAACAGCUGUUUAGAAGGAUUUCACAUAAAGUCUUAUCUGCCAAGGAAUGAAAUAAAACCACAAAUCAACAAAGAGAUUAGCAAAAUAAAUCAAAUUCAUUUGGCACAUGAUGAACUCUGUGCCCUACAAGGCAGGCUGCAGUCUGUAGAGGAAUCCUUGCAAUCGAACCAGGAGAAGAUUAAAGUCCUUUUGAAUGUAAUCCAAGACCUGGAAAAAUCCCGAGCCCUCAGUGAAGGGCGUAACUUCUAUCACACUGGUCAAGACCUCAACAACUGCAGCACCUGUCAGAACACAGCAUGUAUCAUAUACAGUGUAGAAUACGACUUCAGACAACAAGAAGGAAGAUUUCAUCAGAUUUUGGAAACACUGGAUCAUGCAGAGCAAAAUCCAGCUUCAGCUUCACCUCAGAAGCUACCAUCUGAUUAUCCAGCUCCCGAGAAAAAGGAGUUAAGAAGAAGAUCAAAAAAGGUGAAAAGAAAAUGCUUCUGGUGGAUUUGAUUUCCUUCUGGAUCCUUUUACAUUUCAAAAGACACUGGAACACAAAGAGGUUGGAGACCACACACCUGAAAAUGUGGUAUUACAAAAUCAUAAAACUAAAGAUUGUUUAAUUAGAGUAUCUGAAAAAUCAAAAGAAUUUAAUUUACUGAAAUCAUCUCACUGCAUAAAGGCACAUGAAGAUACUAUUUUCAAAAAGAAAUUGUUUCCUUCAAAAGGAAUCUUUCUCAUUUUUUCCAAGGACAUUUUCAUAUGCUUUGAAAAGACUUUUUUUUUUUUUUCCAACUUUCCAAAAAUAACAAGGUUUAAAUCUCUGCUUUAUAAAACAAUGGUAGACAAAGCUAAAGUUGUCACACAGUCUUCAUUUCCUAUUUUAAGCAACAUGAAAGAACUUUGGUGAUCUUUAAACAACUCACACAAUCAAGGACAAAUCCAGGGGAAUCUACAUGGUUCAAACAAAUCUCUUCUCAAAGGAGACAAUUACACUUAUUUCACAUCCCCACUGAAAUGCUUUUGUUGCUGUCUUUAAUAUUUAACGAGAAAAAAGGAAUGUCAGGUUAAGUUUUCUCUGUCCUUGUACUGGUUCAAUUUAAAAAGCAACCAUUUAGAAGUUUCAGCCAUUUAACAGACUUCUCUGAAAUGAAUCAUAGUACAACAAGAGAGGAUCAGUAAUUUUAGUCUUAACCCCCUGCUCAAGCAAGGUCCAGUUAGGUGAAUGUGAGUUCGGAGUAUCUCCAAAGACAAGAAUCCAUAACUUCUUGGGGCAAGCUGUUACCAUUUUUUUUCCUAACAUCUAAUCUGAAUUUUCUGUUUUAACGUGUGUCCAUUAUAUCUUGCCCUACCCAAAAACACCUUCAAGAAGAAUUAGACAGAUAAUAAGACCUUGUUCCUAAGCCUUCACUUCUUAAAGACUGAACAAAUCCAAUUUUUUCUGCCUCUCUUCACAUGUUCUGUGCUGCAGCCCACAGUCAUCUUGAUGGUCUCCCUCCAGUAAGCCAACGUCUUUCACCUACCCAGAAGCCUAAAACUGGACACAAUACCUCAGAUGUCAGCACACAGUUGCUGAAUAGAGGGCAACAAACACUUUGGCUACUGUCUUGCUAAACUACUUGCCUAAUUUGUACAUUUAAGAGCUGUAUCACUAUACAAAAAUAUCCCAAGAUGUGAUUUUUUGGCCUUAAGAUAAAAGUUGAUACACAACAAAAAACUGAUAACCAAAACAAAUAGUAUUUAAUGAACUUAUCUGUAUUAUAUAAACAGAUAUAUAUGCUGAAAAAAAUUUAUCUGGUGGCAAUGCAGCUAUUUCUUUCCUUCAAAAAUAGUGAGUUCCCAGCUAGCACAGGGUAUGCCAAUGCACCCUAAUUUAGGGUUCAUUAUACUGCUAUUUCACUCAUGAAAAUGUGGUCAGCUUUCAUAUGGGGGGUAGAAGGGAAAAGGUUUUCCAAAGUGAGUAUAAAGGGCACACUGUAAGGCCCAAAUAAUGUAUUUUAUAUUUAGUGGAAUGUAUUGCAGACCUUUUCUUAGAAGUUGCUCUGGUUAAUCAGUUGAAAUGGUGCCAGAGUAUUCUGUAGAUCAACCCCUGGAUCUUAUUUUUCUAAAUCAUAUUGUAUUAAUUGUGCAAUGUUAGUUAAAAAUAUCUGUACACUUUUUGUACACCUGUGUUCCUUGAAUUCUUAGGGUUAAUCACACAUUUGAAAACACAUUAAAAAUGUUUUGCACAGAAUUUUGUCUGGAAGAAUUAAGUUUUUUGAUAAAACUAGUCUUCAUUUAGAAGAGAUUAUGCUAUGUGACAUGGGUUAAUUUAUCCAAAUUCUAAAGGACAGAUAGUUUUAAAAAAACAUUUCCGUGUUCAGUCAGUAUGGAAAUGACAGACAUGAAAUUAUCAUUAUUUUAGAGGCUUGUCAGAAGAAAAGCCUUAUAUAAAUUUUUACUAGCAAAAAGGAUGUAUUUAGUGAGACAGAAAAGCUCUUCAAUAAUUAUUUGUGGGUAUAACAAAGGUAAGACAUUAUUACAUCAGAACACGUCAUUAUAUUAGACUUAAAUACUGCUUAUGCUGGUAUGCCAACAGCAUUCCUAUCUUGCAUUAGUGUCUAUAAUUGAUAUUAUGAAGGAUUUGUUAGUGUGUAAAUGUUUCUUGUUUAUUAAAGUAACAUUUUAAUAUCCUCUGUGGCAAAGGUAUAAUAACUAUCAACACCAACAGGCUUAACUAGCAAAACCAGGACAGGUUUUUUUCUGUAGUGAAGUGAUUUUCAGUAAUCUGUUAUUAUAUCAAAACAAUAUUUUGUGUCUUUCUUUUUGUUAAGAAGCACAAAAAAGCUCAUUUUAAGCUGCCUGACUUUGGUUUUGCAUACAUAAUGAAUAUGGUGCUUUCAAUAUAUUUUUAAAGGAUCCAGAUUACUCAGUUUAAACAAACCACAGUAUUUUGGUUCACAACACAACACCAGUCAAUUCCUGGGGUCAGUAAAACUAUGCAAGAAGAAAUAUCUCUACUUAGUUUAAGGAAGUCCAACCAAAGAUGGUUGUAAGGCUUUAAGCCUUUCUUAUGACCUGAACAAACAUCAGUACCUCCGAAAAACUCAAAUAUACUGAUUUAAAUAGUUACAGGAUCUAUAUUUUCAUGUCUGAUCUUGAUGGAAUUCAGAAGUGUAAACAAUUUUUAAUCCUUAAUCUCCCAGUCAAAAUGAGCCUUUGGUCUCCAUAUUCCUGUUGGUUAUUUUUCAGUUGACUCUCAAUCGCUAAAGUAUAUGUUAUCCAUAUAUGGAUAUGAAAUUCUCUUUUUAACAUAUGCACACACAGCAGUAGGGAAACACUUCAGGUACCUAGGCCAGCCAGCCUUCGGCUCCCAAUGCUGCAAUUUAAGAACAUUUGCUUGUCUUUCAGCCUACAUUCUGUUCCGUGUUUUCAAAUUCACCACUAAGACAUCUAAUUUUCUUGAAAGAAAAUAUGAAAUUACAGUGCUGCUAAAGCAGUGUCCUUCAGAAAGGUUGCUCCUAGAGUUCCCUGUUUCAGCACAAAAAUUUUUUUUUGAGUCAGCAGUAGUGGCAAUAGCCAGACAAGUUCUAAAAUAUGUAUUUAGGGUCCAAACAAAUGGCUUAUCUGAAACACAGAACUCCCUCAUUUUUCUUGCAGAGGCUCUGACUACCACAAACAAACCCCAUGCAAUAGUUUAAGAGAAAAUAAAGUAAAAGUAUGCCAGAAGUAAAUUAUUCCUACAAAAGUGUAAGCGUCAUAGUUUCACAAUAAAAACACAUAAAACUGCACCUACUUAAUGAGAGAAGACACCCAGUCUUCUCCACGGUAGGUCACACACAACAGACUUGAAAAAAAUUAAAGACGACAUUAGGGCAAAAGACUAUUCGUUACAUUAUAAGGCAACAGUAGGAAAAGUGUCAGUCAUGGUAAGCAUCAGCCACAGCAAGAAGGUAAGGCCGCUUAGUUGCUGUAUGUUUUGUUUAGAUUUAACAGAAAUUUGUAUAUCCUAGCAACACAAAAACCCUACAAUUUAAUAAACUUGAAACACAUAGUUGGAGAAUCUAAGCUAUGUGAAAAUAUAAUAAUCAUUUUUUGUUUUAUUGUUAAAUAUUUAAAAAUAUUUUAGUAAUUAAUUAUUAAUUUGUAUAGGAAAUAAAAAUAUUAUCACACACACACUAUGUGAUUUAUGUCAAGACUGGAAAAGCAAUAGAAAUUGGUAGACUUCUAGAAGAAAAUAGUAUUGGCUAUAAAAAUUUCUCUGAUUUAGAAACUCACAGUGUAAUGCCUAAAACCAGCUCCCAGAGUAGGAAAUAAACAUUAGAAAUAUAUACAAGCAUGUUCUAAAAAACCAACAAAACCCCCACAAACCAACAACAAAACAUCACCAAACCCAAAGCUGCUUGACAGCCCUUGCAUACAAAUGAUUGUAGGCUUCUCUGAAAGACAUUUAAAUGACAACUGCAGUAUGCUAUUUAUAAAACAUUGCACAGAAUAUGGCAUAUUCCAAAAUUGCUGUAUUUGAAAUUGCUGUUUUAUGGGGUCAACCUAACUUUCUUUGAAAAUUCAGAAUGUAUGCAUAAAAUUCUGAUUUCUCUCUGUCACGUAACAGCAGUUCAUGUAGGGCUUUUUAUAGUUUGGUGCACUAUAGUUCUUUCAAAAAAGCCACAAUAUUUAGCAAUUAUGCUAGCUUAGAUGCAAAACAUCUUCCUAAUGGAAUGUAUUAUCUAAUGUACAUUUUUAAAAUUUCUAGGUUCUUUAAAUAUGAUGUUAUCUUUUGCAAUAAAAUGAGAUAUUUUUCUUAGGUUUCAGGAAUCAAUAACAACAUUUAUAUUAUAAAGGAAGUGAACAAUUAUUCUUUGGAAAAGGAAAACAAAUGGGUAAUGAAUAAACAGGUCUUUCAUGGAAUCAUUCAGCUUCUUCUCUAGGUAAAGGAUCUUAGUUUGAAUACUGAAUAAAAAACCCUGUAACUUUUAGCUAGACCAUGUGUAUAUUUGAAUAUAUCAGGUUCUCCAACCACAGCAGCUCUGCAAAAUGGUUUCUCUGAUCAUUAUUUCCCCAAAGAAAUUGUUUUCUACAGAAGUAUGCUAUCUAGAGUAGGUUUGAUUAACAAAGCAUGCUUUUUUCUUUUCAGCAAAGUUUUUAUUUGUACAACAUCUUACAUAAUUAUUGGCUAAAACCUUUUCUGUGUAAUAUAACUACAGUCUUUUCCUCAUGCUAAACUGAUACUGUUAACAAAAUCAAGUUUGGAAAUACCAAUGGAAAUCUUUAAAAUGUGUAUGAUGGAUUUAUGAUAUUUUUGUUUACUUGACCAAGCCAAUACUGAAAACAAAGUACUUCUGUAUUCUACAUGCUUCCAUAUGUUUUACUUCUAGCUUUACUGUGGUAGGCCUUCACUGCAUCACAGCACUGUUUAACUACAAGCCCAGACUUCACAGAAGCUUCAAUAGCCAAUUUCAGAUAAUACUUCUCCCUCCUUAUUACAAGUUUAGCAGCAGUUCUACAACUACAGACAGUCAAGGCUUUUUUUUUUUUUUUUUUUAAUAGUGAAAACAACCAAGCAGCCGUUAAAGCCUUCAACCUCCAAAACACCACAGUGAAGGCAGGAUCUGUAUUUAAGUCUUCUCUGCAGUAGUUGCAGAGAACCAGAUUACUUUUCCAUCACUAACGCCUUCUCCUGAUGGGAUUAUGCCCUUCUGAGCCUGCUUCAUACCUGUAAUUACAUGAACAAAGCUCACUGCAUGCUGUUACCAGUUGAGCACAAGGCAGCACCUUCCCUUAGAUUCAAAUGGCACCACAGCAAGAUAAGAUACAGGCAACUGUAACCCAAAAUCCUUUCAAAUCCUUAUCUGCCAACAAGCUAGACAAUUGUGAAGACACCUGAAUAUGAAAAUUAACCUGCUUAUCCAUGCCAGAAAGCAAAAAAAACUUAGGUAAAUAAAAUCUAGCACUCUAUCAGGUGCAAGGCAUUAAACUUGCAAGGAAUUACAGGUCUUGUAAAUUGUAACCAUUUUUUUAAUUAGUAUAACACAGUAUUAGCAUUGGUUUUCACACAAUUUUCAAAUUCUAGAAGAUUACACAGCAGAAAAUAAUAAAAAUAUUUGCAAUUUUCAGAAACAUGGUAACAAAUUUAAGAGUCUAAAGCGUAACCUUCUGUUCCUCUGGAAGUAAAUAACAGAUGUAGACCAAUUUGAAGUGUCGCUCAUAUCCAUAUAAUAUCAGCUACACAGUCUGUCUGCAUCUAUUCCAUAUGUCCCAGCUGUACUUGCAGAGUUCACCAUACUUUUAGCAACUUCCGCUCACCUAAGCAUACUGCAGAAGGCUGUAAUUCCUAUCUCCUUUAUUUUUAAAAAAUUUAGCAUUCAGCUUUUCAGUAAGUUUGCCUCUCUCAAGAAGUUUCAAAACAAACCUGCAAAUUAACUGAGUGAACUGGAGGUAGUACCCAGAGCACAAAAUGAGCACAUUUUGCCAGCUCUUUCUGAAUGCAAAGGACCAUUUUGUUCAUUAUGAACAUGUCACAUUUAAAAGACCAGUCUCUUGAAAAAUCUUACCUCAGCUCUAGAAAAAUCUGUAAUUUAUUGGAAAUCUGCUUUGAAAAACUUCUAAAAUGCCCAAUAUACAUAUAUGCAUAGGUGCUUAUGAGCAUUAUUAGCAUUCAGACAUCUGCAUUUUGAAAUUACACUGGAUUUAAUCUUUUUGGGUAAAAAGUUGAACAAAUUACAGUAGAUGAGAGAAAGGAAAAAAAAAAACACACCAAGAAGAAAAAAACACCCACACUUUCCAGACCAUUUUAUUUAAUUGUAACCACCUUAUUUCCUAAUGUUUUCUAAUGAUAACGAUUUUUUUUUGCAGAAUUACUAGUGUUGCACUUUGCUUCUUCCUUUACUUUUUAUAGUGUCCAAAAAUACUCCUUAAUAUAUUAAUUACAUCAUCCAUGACAUUCAUAUGAUGUUUUCUUUGCAAGUAAAAAAACAUUUCCAACCAUUCUAGAGAACUGAAAGGUAAAUGGGUCUUCAUUCAAAACCUUCUCCAGUUGCGGCCAUGCCAGAGGGUUACACACAGAAGAAUAACACACUGGAGUUCUGAUAAAAAUUAUAUGAUUUCUGAAACUUGCUGAUCUACCACCAGUCUGAAGCAACUAUUGGCAACUAUCUCCACUGAAAAACUCAAUUAGGAGAUCGAUCAUUAGGAGACACGCAUUCUCUAACUGGCAAUGAUCUAAAACAUAUUUUGGUUUACCAACAGAAAUGAACAAGGAAACAUGGUACAUUUUAAAAGACUCACGAUGUACCUUUUGUAGCAGAAACAAUCAAGUACCUGCUGCUCGUGAUUUUGCAGAAUAAUGUAAAUCUCUAAAGACUAACAACAAAUAUGCAUCUUCUUUAAGCGCACAGUCUGCAGGGUGACUUCCAUAAUUCCCACUGAACACAACUGGCUGACAUUCUCACAAAUAGUCUAAAUCAAGAGGUACUUCAUGAAAUGUACUUAAAUCCAAAUAAAUUGAGGCAUUGGUACUUAAACAUAACUCUCAAUCAUGACAUCUCAUGACAUCUCAACAAAAAUCUUAGGUGAGUGCACCACGCCAGGACAUCCCCAGACAUUUUCCCUGUGCACACAGGGCAUUAUCUUGCCCCUCCAGAAACAGAACCAGGAAUGGCAGCUGUUCCAUAGCAACUAUAACCCAGCAAAAAGUAAAGCAUGGAGAAAAUGUUUUGGUUGUUUGUUUAGUUUUACUCAGACACUUCUACUUCAGAUUAGUAGAAACACUAUUUUCAAUGUGUUAAACUAUGGCCUUUAAGCAGGUUUGUAAAACUUUCUUUGUUUUGCAAACAGCAAUUAACUUUAUAUUUAGUGUUUGUAUUUUUAAGGUAUGCACAAAUCUCACAGUAUUCAAUUACACUUCAGAAGACACUACAGUGGCACAGCUGAAAGCAAAAAGAAUAAAGCUUUAGAUCUCUUAUUUUAGAUCUAAAAAAAGUCCACAAGCAAGGACUCCACCAAUACCAUAUCUGCAUUUUUUCCAGUAUAACUGUAAAAUUACUUUCAAAGCAUUAAAAAUACAUUAAAAUAG
Messenger RNA from Falco peregrinus (peregrine falcon), 10174 nucleotides. RefSeq names its product inhibitory synaptic factor family member 2B (gene INSYN2B). The transcript is spliced from 4 exons. Bases 994 to 2637 code for a protein of 547 amino acids. Gene Ontology annotation, biological process: inhibitory postsynaptic potential. Gene Ontology annotation, cellular component: postsynaptic density. Lineage: Eukaryota; Metazoa; Chordata; Aves; Falconiformes; Falconidae. The record is from RefSeq and is a predicted model, not a curated record.